Molecule: messenger RNA, 2602 nt
Organism: Cucurbita maxima (winter squash)
Lineage: Eukaryota; Viridiplantae; Streptophyta; Magnoliopsida; Cucurbitales; Cucurbitaceae
Product: prostaglandin reductase-3-like
Exons: 18
Coding region: 314-2221 (635 amino acids)
Cellular component (GO): mitochondrion
Molecular function (GO): oxidoreductase activity; zinc ion binding
Source: RefSeq, a predicted model, not a curated record
GUGAAGAGAGCCAUUUACUCUGUUUCCAUUAUGGGUUCAUACACAUGGCGAUUGAUUAAUCAACAACUUCCUUUCGCUAUCCAAUUUCUCUUCGAUAUUCACAAUCUCAGUCGGUCAAAUCCUCUAAUCUCAUCCUACGAUCGGCCAGUCUACAGCUGUGUUCAUCCGUCGCCUACCGUUCAAUUAAUCAUUCCUAAUCCGUGCACGGAAAUACGUGCUAUAUAGCUUUAGAGAGAUGGGUAUUGGCUGCUACCGCUUUUGAUUGCUUCAUCUAGUUGCUCUCACCUGUUAUUCCGCCAUCGCUGACUAGAGUAUGGAGUUGAAACCUGCAUUAUCGGCUUUUGUCACCGGCGGAGCUUCUGGAAUCGGGAGAGCUCUCUGCUUAGCUCUUGGAGAGAAGGGAGUAUUUGUGACUGUGGUUGAUCUUUCUGAAGAAAAGGGGCAGGAAGUUGCAUCCAUUAUCCAACAAAAGAAUGCCAAUCUUCACCCUAAGUUAGACAUUCCUCCUGCAAUGUUCAUAAGAUGUGAUGUUACCAACAGAAAUGACCUACAGAAGGCUUUCGGAAAGCAUUUAGCAACAUAUGGAGGAUUAGAUAUAUGCAUAAACAGUGCUGGAAUUGCCAGCAAAAUAGUAUUUCAUAAUGAUCAAACUGAUGGUGCUCAAACAUGGAGACGUAUCAUUGAUGUCAACCUCAUUUCUGUCAUGGCAUGCACUCAACUUGCGAUAAAAGCCAUGGAAUCAAUGAAAAAGCCUGGUGUAAUUGUCAACCUUGGUUCUGCUGCUGGUCUUUAUCCACUUUCCUCAGAUCCAGCAUAUACUGCAUCCAAAGGUGGUGUUGUUAUGUUUACUAGAGCACUCUUACCUUACAAACGCAAGGGGAUUCGGGUGAAUGUGCUUUGUCCUGAGUUUGUAAAAACAGAGCUGGCCGCGACAGCAGUAGGUGAAAAGUUCACAGAACGGAUAGGAGGUUAUGUUCCCAUGGAAAUGGUGAUUGAAGGUACUUUUGAACUAAUCACUGAUGAGAGCAAAGCUGGUUCAUGCCUAUGGAUUUCAAACCGCAGAGGGAUGGAGUACUCGCCCACCCCUGCAGAAGAAGCAAAAUACUUGCUUCCUUCCUCGAGUUUAAGAAAAAAUUCUUCAUCAACAUUUUUUCAGAAAAUUGAAAUUCCCCAAAGUUUUGACAAAGUAGUUGUUCAUACUCUGAGCCACAACUUUCGUGAAGCAACUAGCAUGGUGCAUGCACCAUUGAGAUUGCCAAUCAAACCAGAUCAAGUUCUUGUGAAAAUCAUAUAUGCGGGUGUAAAUGCAAGCGAUGUUAAUUUCAGCUCAGGUCAUUAUUUCAGCAACGGCAACAAAGAUCUUCAGUCUCUCCUUCCAUUAAAUGCUGGUUUCGAGGGUGUGGGAAUAAUUGCAGCUGUUGGUGAUUCUGUCAAUCACCUGAAAGUUGGAACUCCUGCAGCAAUGAUGACAUUUGGAAGUUAUGCUGAGUUUGUGACGGUUCAUUCAAAACAUAUCCUUCCUGUUGCAAGACCCGAUCCAGAAGUUGUUGCCAUGCUGACUUCAGGAUUAACAGCAUCAAUUGCUCUCGAAAAGGCAGCGCAAAUGGAAUCUGGAAAGGUUGUUCUUGUUACUGCUGCUGCUGGAGGGACUGGCCAAUUCGCUGUCCAGCUUGCCAAGUUAGCUGGAAAUAAGGUUGUUGCAACAUGUGGUGGUAAGGACAAAGCCACGCUUUUGAAACAAUUGGGAGUUGAUCGAGUUAUAGAUUACAGAUCUGAAGACAUUAAAACUGUUUUAAAGACAGAGUAUCCUAAAGGCGUCGAUAUCAUCUAUGAAUCGGUCGGAGGCGAUAUGUUUAGUCUGUGCUUGAAUGCAUUGGCAGUCUACGGACGACUAAUUGUGAUCGGAAUGAUCUCACAGUAUCAAGGUGAACAAGGGUGGGAGCCAUCAAAUUACCCAGGAAUUUGUGAGAAAAUUCUGAAGAAGAGCCAAACUAUUGCUGGGUUCUUCCUCAUACAAUAUGCUCACCUCUGGCAACAACAUUUGGAUACACUCUUUCGUCUUUUCUCCUCAGGCAAACUGAAGGUUUCCGUGGAUCCGAAAAGGUUUUUAGGCGUCCAAUCCGUCGUAGACGCUGUUGAAUAUCUUCAUUCGGGCAAAAGUGUUGGAAAGGUUGUUGUUUGCAUUGAUCCAACCUUCAUUGAACCCAAGCCAAAGCUCUGAUCCUGAAAAUGAUACCAACUUCGGAGCAGCCGUGCAAGAACAAGAACAAGAACAAGAACAAGAACAAGAACAAGAACAAGAACAAGAACAAGAACAACGUAAGCUAAUUCCGCUGCAAAGUUCUAAAGAUCCAAAAAACCAUGCAGGGAAGCCUCAUGGAUGAACAAUGAAUCCCAUUUUCUUUGUUGAAAAGAAACAGCAAUAAGAUUGGUUACAGAGUUCAUCUAUAGACUAUGGUGGCUGCUGAGAAAUCUCCAAAACCAUGUGUUGCAGGAACUCUGUUGACUGUCCAUUUCAAUUAUUAUUUUUAGUUUAGUUUAAUAUAUAGUAAAGAGACCGAUGUGCGUUUUCAUAUAUCAAUAACGUUUGCAUUUAGUUUCA